This is a messenger RNA of Dendrobium catenatum, 2272 nucleotides long. RefSeq names its product probable E3 ubiquitin-protein ligase ZFP1. The transcript is spliced from 7 exons. Gene Ontology annotation, molecular function: ubiquitin protein ligase activity. Lineage: Eukaryota; Viridiplantae; Streptophyta; Magnoliopsida; Asparagales; Orchidaceae. The record is from RefSeq and is a predicted model, not a curated record. Bases 444 to 2087 code for a protein of 547 amino acids.
GUUUCUGUCCAAAAUUUUCCCAGAAUCCUCCAUCUUCUUUCUCUCCUGUCUGCUUCAUCUCAUCCGGCCCUUGUGGAGAAUUACUCAUACCCAGUUUCCUUCUUCUAUAUUCUUGUUGGAUCUUGGCGAAAUCAGCGAUAUUGCUGAUCGCUGAUUUCGCCUCCGAUUUUUGGCCGGUGAUCGACUGUAUCUAUCGGCGGUUGUGCGGAUUCGUUUCCCCUUCUUCGAGGUUUCUCGUCGGGUUAUUAUUUACUUUUGGUUUUUUUUGCUGUUAAUGGUUGCAGAAGGGUGCUGAUAUUUUGGGGGAAGUGGUUCGGGAGAGCAGUUAAGGGCUUUUUAUCUGUUCAGAUAUUGAAGGUUUCUCUGUUUUGUGGCUGAUUUGUUGUGACCAUAGGUUACCAGCUUUUUGAGUUCAAAAUAAUUGCACAAGCUAGUUGAUCAGCAUGGGGCAGAGAAGCACGCUAUGCACGCAGCAGAUGUUUGAUUUGGACUCAGAACCAAGGGAUAGUUGUCUUCAUCGCGACCAUGGCUUUACUGGAAAUUCUUCUGAUUAUACAAGUAGAAAUUGUCAUCCGUCUCUUUCAGGUCCAGGGAAUAGUGUGGAUUUUUUUCAUCAAUUUAGGGAUUAUCAUGAAACGUUCAUGCUACAUCAGAAUCAGUAUAACAUUCAGAACUGUCAUGCUUUCCAAAAUCUUGGUUUAGGUGUUGUUGGUCCAUCAAACAUUUAUAACUCUAAUAUGUUGCUUGCACCCGCUGGCAGAAAUUUCCCUGUUCAUCAGAGCAAUUUGAUGGCUGAACAAUUGCCUUCCAACAUCAACCCAACGGACAAUGGAAUUAACGUGGAUGAAUUUGGUAGCCAUAAUCAUCUUGUUGAUAGCGAUAGGAGGCCUUGCAAAAGAAAGGAUACAGAAAUGAUUUCAGGAAUCUAUAACAAUCUUAAUGGCUCAGCAAGCUCAAGUUCAACUAUUACGUAUCACUCCAACUGUGGAGUACCACUGUGGGGACAAUCAUAUGAAUCUGUGCCUGGUAUUAUGGAUCCAACUAGUCUUACUCCCUCGGAAUAUGGAAUGAGAGCUUCUCUGCCAGGAGCCGAAGGAUCUUACAGAAGUGUAAGGAGCAGAUCAGUUACCGGUAGUCUUCAGCCAGAGUCUGCUGUCCUACCUCAUCAAAAUUGCUUACUUCCAGGGUCAUAUAUGAUGCUCCCCUUCCAGCCUACCAAUAAUGCUUGGGUUUCACAGUAUGGGAAUGGGAAUAACAUUGUUAAUGGAGGCGUCAAUUGGAAUUACAACAAUACUCUUAGAUUCUUGCAAGGGAGAAACCUAAAUCCAGGGCGUUUGCACCAGGCAAGCACAAAUAUGCAGGCAUAUUCUAAUUCAUCUGCCACAAAUUCAGCGAUGUUCCUACAUCCAUCUUCAAUACCUAAUUUUCAUCCAGCUACCCAUAAUGUGCAAGUUCAUGGUUACAGCCAUCAUGCACACAUACCGGCUCCCUACCAGCACCCUGUCAACAACUUGAGCUCCAACUCAAAUCUUUCAGCUGAUGGUAUGGAUGUGGGAUCCACAUUCCCACACUUUUCUGCUAGUGUUGAUCAAACUUAUAGGCCUCGGCAACUACCACAACCAGCUCAACAAUUUUUUGGUGGGAGUUUAAGGCUCCUUUCAGCUGAGGAUGCUGCUCUGAUGGAUCUUUCAGGAUUUUAUGGCGUCGUGAAUGCUAUCGACCAUCACGAAGAUAUGAGACUAGAUAUAGAUGACAUGUCAUAUGAGGAGCUUCUAGCUUUGGAGGAACAGAUUGGAGUUGUUAAAACUGGGUUGUCAGAAGAGUUCAUCAUCAAACACCUAAAGAUGAAGACUUAUGUUCCUCAAGAAACAGCCUUGUCAUUAGAACCCCUGACCCAAUUAUUAAAGGAGAAUGAAACGUGCAGUAUAUGCCAGGUAGAAUAUGAGGAGGAUGAGAUCAUAGGAAGUAUUGACUGCGGUCAUGCCUAUCACGCUGACUGCAUAAAGCAAUGGUUAUUGAUAAAGAAUUUGUGCCCAAUCUGCAAAACUUCAGCUUUAGAUAGCAAGAAGGAUAGGAGAGAGCGCUGAAAUGAGGCUGCUUAGACUGUUUGUCUGUUUGUUUAAUAUACUCAAUUAAAUUUAAUAUUGUAUAUAGAGAUGAUACGCUUAAACUAUACAUUUCACAUACAUUCAUUAAUGCCUGUUAAAUAUCUCAAAAACUUCUUUUUGUACAUAUAAACAAAACCAUUCAUUAUCUCUCUGAGUUUUUUUAA